This is a messenger RNA of Drosophila teissieri, 7279 nucleotides long. It is a transcript of the gene cno, whose product is annotated as afadin. Gene Ontology annotation, molecular function: cell adhesion molecule binding. NCBI's taxonomy places the organism in Eukaryota, Metazoa, Arthropoda, Insecta, Diptera, Drosophilidae. Gene Ontology annotation, biological process: regulation of protein localization; signal transduction. Gene Ontology annotation, cellular component: adherens junction. The record is from RefSeq and is a predicted model, not a curated record. Bases 592 to 6678 code for a protein of 2028 amino acids. The transcript has 20 exons.
CAAGCCUAUCUGCGGUCAUACAGCGGAAAAAUGUCGAAGGCGCGCGUCGCUCGCGUUUGUUGAGUUAUAAUUCCAAAGGAAAACGAAUUUGCAACAAGUGCGGUGAUCUUGGUUAUUCUUUGCGCAUAGCCCUCAUUGAAAUCAUAGUCUGUGAAAAGUGAAUUUUGUUUUCCAAUUUGAUUUGAUCAGCCGCCCGACUUAUGCGCAACACUUGCAUUUCCCUGCGCUCUUGGCUUUUUUCGACGCGGCCGUCGACUGCGCAGCUGCCGCGACGAGAAAUGUGCAACAAGUUAAACAGCAACUACAUAGCAGCAACACAUCGACAAAGCUAACAAAUAUUUAAUUGCAAGCUUAAUUUAAUUAGCAGCCCCACAGUGCAGUGCAGUGCAAAAAAACGGAAAAGGAAAAAGGAGGAAAACGCUCCCACCUGGAAUUCAAAGCUGGAUAAAUUGGAUUAAACCGGGCGACAAGGAAUUAAAGAUAGUUUAUAGCCCUAACGAAACCUAAACGACGUCACACUGGAGUCACAACACGAUCUAUUUUCCUGAACUGACACGUGACUUCCCCCACCCUGAAUAUAACCUGCACAGUAUGUCACAUGAUAAGAAGAUGUUAGAUCGCGAGGCAGUACGUUCAGUGAUACAGCAAUGGAAUGCCAAUCGUUUAGAUCUUUUUGCGCUCUCCGAGCCAGACGAGAACCUGCUCUUCCAUGGCGUCAUGCGCUUCUACUUCCAAGAUGCUGGCCAGAAAGUGGCCACCAAAUGCAUUCGCGUGGCUUCGGACGCCACCGUCACAGAUGUCAUAGACACACUCAUUGAAAAAUUCCGCCCCGAUAUGCGGAUGCUAUCCGUGCCUAACUACGCCCUUUACGAAGUUCAUGCUAAUGGUGAGGAGCGUCGGCUUAAUGCCGAUGAGAAGCCACUGCUAGUGCAGCUGAAUUGGCAUAUUGACGAUCGGGAAGGUCGAUUCCUGCUUAAGAACAUAGACCAGAAGACCACUCCCAUCGAGCAGACAGAUCUAAACUUUAAGAGAAAACUUUCGAAGCGGGAAAAAAAAGAACAGAAGAAAAAAGAGAAGAUGUCAAAGCUGAGCUCCGAUCUGCCCAACUCCAGUGCCAGUCAUCUGAGCUUGGGAAAUGGUGUUGGAGCCUCCUCGGGAUCUGCUCACAUGAAUGGCAACGCCGGUGAAAGCGGCGGCGACGGCAGCGAUGCCGUAGCAGGAAAAUUGUACACGGAACUGCCAGAAACCUCGUUCACCCGAUCGAUCUCAAACCCGGAGGCCGUGAUGCGGCGCCGACGACAGCAGAAGCUCGAAAAGAAGCUGCAGCAGUUCCGUUCUAGGGAUGGUGGUCCGGAUACCGGUGGCACGUUGAAGAUUUACGGCGAAAGCCUUUGUCAGGACGUGCCCUACAAAACGCUGUUGCUUUCCAUCCGGGACUGUGCGCAGGCUGUUGUUCGGGAAAUGCUCGCAAAAUACGGUCUAGAAAGGGCCGAUCCUCUGCACUAUUGCCUGGUUCAGGUUAACAGCGACGGAACAGAAUAUAUACUCGACGACGACGAGUGCCCGCUAUCGAUACUAAUGAACCAUCCUACGUCGCGCGGCUCUAUUAUGUUCCAUGUACGGAGACGUCCGGCGGACUCACAGCCCCGGAGACGAAAGAAAAAACCACUGGGGGCAGCAAAUGGAGCCAACCACAUAUCCGGAGAUCGUGAGGGACCCGUCCUAGUAGAAGUGACUCACAGCGGCGACGGCGGUCGGCGGAUUAAGUUGGGUAGCGACCCGGUGGAGGUGGGGUCGGCCAACACUAACUGCCUGCAGCUAUUCGGACCCUCAAUCCAGCCGAGGCACUGUCUCAUUUCACUGCUGGAGGGGGUUUGCACCGUGACCCCGCUGCACACCGAUGCCCUGACCUUUGUCAACGGUCACCACAUUAGUCAACCGACCAUUCUGCAUAACGGAUCGGUUGUAAUGUUCGGACGGGUGGCCUCGUACCGAUUCCUCGAUUCUCCCACCGAUGGGCGCUACAACCUGGCCCUGUCGCAAUCCCAGCUGGACUCGGCAUGUCUCUACGAAAGCCGCUCUCCCACUUCCCCGGGAUCCUGGAAUGAUGAGGAUGGAGGCUUGAAUUCGACUCACAAAGGCGACUACGAUCACCACCAGCAAGCGAACCAUUCCAGCGCCUACCACAAUAAUAAUAACUCCAGUGAUCAUCCCCUGAGCAGCACGCUGCGGGACGUGGUCGACAGCAAGGCAGGACAGGAUCAGGGCGCCAAUUCUGGCAACUACGACGGUCAAAGCCUGGAGGGUAACCUGGAGAACGAAACCAAGUCAAUUUCCAGCUUGAAGUCAGGUGGUUCCAACAGUCAAGAUCGGUCGCCCAAAAUGACCGGCUCUGGCAUUUUGGCCGGAGGUGGCAGCGGCUCUGGCGACACCCAGGGACAGGAGCCCAUCCUGCCGGCUGUCCUAGAGUUCCCCGAAACUCACCAGGAACUUUUCCUGCGUCACAUUAUCACCGAACUGGACGUAAACGUUCCGCACUUUAAGCUGGCACCCGUUUACUCGCUGUACCUGUGUGCUAGAUAUCGAGCGUCUACACACUACCGCCCGGAGUUACAGCCCACGGAGCGUGCUCACAAGCUGACCAUGUUCCUGCACCAUGUGUCUAAUCUGGUCUACAGCGUAGUCCAGGAGCAGUACACAGAUCCCCGAAUCUUAGCCUUUUGGAUGGCAAACAGCUCGGAGUUCCUGCAUUUCCUGAAAUCAGAUCGCCACAUAAGCGCAUUUAGCGUUCAGGCUCAAGAGGUUUUAGCCGAGGCCGUGCAGACUGCGUUUCGAAACGUGGUCAACUGCUUCCGAUUGGAACUCUCGCAAACCCUCAACCAGUUUCUUUCCGAGAACAUUGAUCACGACUCCGCGGCGGGUCUCGUACUGACCGUCCUGGGAUCGGCAAUGGCCCUUCUUAGAAGAUGCCGUGUAAAUGCAGCCCUAACGAUCCAGUUGUUUUCGCAGCUGUUCCACUACAUCAAUGUCAUAUGUUUCAAUACGAUUGUGGCCAACUCUCAAAUGUGCACAGCUGACUGGGGAAAGGUAAUGACGGAGCGGCUUCAGUUGCUGGAGCUGUGGGCAGAACGGCAAGGAUUGGAAUUAGCGGCGGAUUGCCAUUUGGCCAAGAUUAAUCAGUGUGCUCAGUUUUUGCAAGCACCGAAAUCCUCUGUGGAGGAGAUCCAGCAGUUAGCCUGUUCCUGCUUUCGUUUAAACUCUCUUCAAAUGUCUGCGCUUCUGCAGCAGGAAAAGCUUCCCCGCAACCUUGUUGAUACGGCAAUUAGGAUGGCGGAAUCUGUGGCUGACGAACUAACCCGUGCUGAUGGACGGGAGGUUCGGUUGGAAGAAUCUCCAGAGCUUCAUUUGGCGCUUCUGCUUCCCGACGAUGGAUUCAGCUGUGAUGUGGUGCGAGGCAUUCCCACUGGUCUCGUUGACUUCCUCAACCCUCUCCAGCAGCAGGGCAUGUGCCGUCUGGCUGCCCAGCCCACCUCCAUUGGCCUUUGGACGGUCUAUAUGCAUCAGUUUAAUGCUCGCAGUUCCAGUGCCAUGUCCAACAAACUUUCGCAACCGGAAUUGCAGCUCAUCAAGCUACACAAGAACAGCAACGGCAUGGGCUUAUCCAUCGUCGCUGCCAAGGGAGCUGGUCAGGAGAAGCUGGGUAUCUACAUCAAGAGUGUGGUGCCUGGCGGUGCGGCAGAUGCAGAUGGACGUCUGCAAGCUGGUGAUCAGCUGCUGCGCGUGGAUGGACAGAGUUUGAUUGGCAUCACCCAAGAGAGGGCUGCGGACUACCUAGUGCGAACAGGUCCUGUAGUCAGCUUGGAAGUGGCGAAGCAGGGAGCCAUCUAUCAUGGGCUGGCUACGCUGCUGCAGCAGCCUAGUCCGGUCAUUCAGCGUGGUAAUCGCCGUAUGUCCGAACGCGAUUUGACGCGGAUGGGCGGUGCCGAAUCGACCAAAUCUCUGGGUCCACUGAUAGCCAACAGUCAUCCGAAUCAUAGCCUUAGUCUUAGCCAACAUCUGAACAACAGCCACAACAACACCUUAGGCAAUAGCAACAAUAGUAGCAUUAUCAAUCCCCUAGCUGCACACCUGCCCAACAGUAAAUCGGUGCCGGCUCUGCAUCACCACACGGGAUCAGGUACCAUAUCUCUGGCCAAUUCCAAGUCACGCAGCACGCACAGCUUGCAUAACAAUACAUCUGGCAUAGUCGGAAUCGGCGGAGCAGCAGCAGGAGGAAUGCUGGGACAGCCGAAUGGCAGCCACAACAACGCAAAUGGAAAUGGCAACGGCAACGAGCAGGGGUUUUACCAGAAUCUCAGCGUGUAUCGGGCGCAAAAUCAGAGCCAACCGAUUUUAAACGAGAGACCCCCGAUCGCCGCACAUGCUGCUAUGAACGCCUACAAUGGCAGUUCCCCGCUUGCACCGCAGCAGCAACAGCAAUCGCCGUACCAGCAGCAGCAAAAUAUUCAAGCCAAUGCUAACCUCCCGCCCACGCGACCCGUCUCAGCCUAUUACCACAGUCAGCAGUCAACGCAGCAGCAGCUGCAGCAACAGCAAACACAACAACAACAACACUCCCUGCAGCAGCAGCAGUUCGCACUCAGCAGCAGCAACCUCAAUGGCCAGCAGCAACAGCACCAGCUUACCUUGAACAACCGCACCAAGAGCCAGCAGAAUUUCCAGCACACUCUUCGCAUGCAGCAGAUGAUGGCUCCAUCCAUGCCGAACAUCAGCAACAUGUACCAUCACCAGCAGCAACAACAGCAACCGCUGCCACUGCAGCAACAGCAGCAGCAACCUCUAAUGAGCAGCAGUCAGAGCAUGCAGAAUGUCAACGAUUUCGCAGGAGGCUAUCAGAAUGGCAGUCUGGAGUACAGGCGCAGUCAGCUUCAUGAUCCAUCCACGCUCUACGAAAUUCAGCAGCAACAGGCUUCACCGAAUUUUAUAGCCCUGCCCCCGAAACCAUUGGGUAGCUUACAGUCUCCCAAUAAACCAAAUGUUCCACCAAGUACAGCACCAAAACCACAGCAGCAACAGCAGCGAUAUCUAGGACAAUCCCUACAGGCAGAGGACAAACCUCCUCUACCGCCCAACGCAACACAUCCGCUAUUCAAAGCUACGCAGCAGAUUGGUCCGGGAAUGAAUUACGUAGCCAGUACAUUGGAUCCGCCAAAGGGCAGCUAUGUGGCGUCUUAUCAAGCGAACAACCGUCCUCUUCACAGCGGUAGCAAUCCAUGGGAAAGAGAGGAGCGUGAAAAGGAUCUAGAGAUGCGGCGCGAACACAUUCGCCAGUGGCGGGAGCAGCAGAUAUCAGAGCUUUCCCAAAUUAUAUCCCGUUCAACUAUGCAAGAGGAACAACUAAAAACCCUGAUCCUCGAGCGCGAUUUUGAACGAAGAGCACAAGAACUACAAGAGCAAGAGGAACAGGAUCAGGAACAGCAGUACGACAAGGAGAACGUCCAAGAGUUGAUCAGACUGUCUGGUGGCGGUCAGGUGAGUGCCAUACAAACACCCAUUACUAGUUACCGACAAACGGAUAUAAAACUGGCGGAGAUGACGGACAGCAGCAGUCUGUUGGACUCAAUGCCACCACAACCACCAGCACCAACUGCUCAGUCGCUGAGCAGCAACACCCAGCAGCCGAAGAGCAUACUUAAGCAUAAUCGGUAUUCCGAAGGAGGGGUUGGUCCCUCGGCACCCUCGUCGCCAUCGAAGUCACAGAAAUCCGCAAGUUUUGCGGACGAACGACAUCUGCACACUGAGCAUCCGAUAUCCAAUCUGGCAAAAGAGCUUAAUCAGCUCACAUUGCUUGAUAAAGAUAAUAACAAUGAGACUCUGGAUGCUGUUGUGCCUCCACCUCCUCCACCAGAAAGGAACAGCUCUUAUUUAAUCAUGUCACAGCAGAAACUGCGGGGCAGCACUGGAAGCGUAACCUCGUCCAUGAGCCUACUAAAAACAGCCACUAGCAAUCAGGCCGCAACUACCGUGGAAAUUAAGACAUCUCUUAUGAACACCCAAACCAAUAAAAACAAUAAUUUGAGUGGCAGCUUAAACAACAACAACAUACAAGGAUCACCACUCAGCGCCAUGGAACUGAAUGCCGCCUAUGUUUCGGCCACGGGAACAGGAACAAUUGGAGGAUUGGGGACACCACUUCCUCCGCCACCGUUGAUGCAAAGGGACAACAAACGGGUGAGCUUCCAUGAUGAAGAUAAUAAUUUUGUGAGCGGGAAUAGCCAGCAACAACAGCUGCAGCAGCAAUAUAUCAUCGAAAGUUAUGGUAUAGAGCAUCACGAUUUGGACACCAUCAGAGAAGAUACAAGUUAUCUACAACACAAUCUCGAUGCCUCCAUGCUGCCAUCAAUGCCAGCCACUCCAGAUGCUGCCCUCUGGAACACCUCAGUGCAAUCCACUCCAGGCGUUAUUGGAGCUCAAGAAGUGUAUAGAGAUCCUCGUACGCGUCGACUGGCGGAGAAACAGCAGCAGCAACAGCAACAACGUGCUGGAGAUGCGGUGCCCGAGAAGCUAUCGUUCAAGGAGAAGAUGAAAAUGUUCGCCCUGGAGUCGGGGGAAGAUAACACGCCCAAGGACAAACUGAAAAUAUCGCGAGCCCAACGAGAUAUAGACGCGGUGCACUAAGCAAAAGAGAUUGUUGCCUAAUGCUAUGUAUAUACAUAUCCAAACCCACAAAGCUUACACUUCAUUAUAUUGGGGGCCAAGUUGUUACGUUAGCUCUACAUAACACAACACACAUAUGGACACACAUAUAGGUAAUGUUACAUAUGUCGGAACACUUUAGAAAAAAACAAACCUAACGAAUUUGCUAAGCAAGGCAAUACCAAUCCAUGGUAACUGAUUUCAAUUAUUAAGAAAUGUCAGUUUAUAUCCUUAUAGUCUAUAUAAACUAUGUUUAUAUAUACAAAACUUUAACGAGCCUAGACAGGGCAACAAAAGCAAAGCGAGCCACAUUUGUAAAGCGUUUUAAACAAGUAACUUUAAAUUUAACCUUACGAUAAACAAUUUGUUACAUCAGACUACAGCAUAAAAUUUAUGAUUAAACGGCAGUGUAAAUGAGCAAAGUUAGUUUAGAUAUUCAUAUACUUACCUGGGAACCGUGCGGAACAAGAAACGUUAUAUAGAUAUAUAUAAACUUUAUCCAUUAGACAACUUAAAGCUACAACAACGGUAAAACAAAUGGUCCAAUUAUUCAAUUAUUAAAAUUAUAUUUACAAACCAAGAA